Molecule: messenger RNA, 929 nt
Organism: Helianthus annuus (common sunflower)
Lineage: Eukaryota; Viridiplantae; Streptophyta; Magnoliopsida; Asterales; Asteraceae
Product: rac-like GTP-binding protein ARAC3
Exons: 6
Coding region: 249-695 (148 amino acids)
Biological process (GO): establishment or maintenance of cell polarity; regulation of actin cytoskeleton organization; actin filament organization
Cellular component (GO): cell projection; plasma membrane; cytoplasmic vesicle
Molecular function (GO): GTP binding; protein kinase binding; GTPase activity
Source: RefSeq, a predicted model, not a curated record
UAGAAGGUGACUUUGCACAUACUCGAAAGGCGAAAUACGAUAAGAAAACGAAGGUGAAAAAGAUCAAAGGGCACGAAUGCCCGAUUUGUUUCAGGAUGUUUAAAUCGGGGCAAGCUUUAGGUAGUCACAAACGGUCUCAUUUUAUUAACGGGUCGAUGGAUCAUUAUGCGGCCAUGGGUCACGCGGCUCCAUCGUGUUCGGAUAUGAUUGAUCUCAAUCUUGCUGCUCCAGAAGAGGACCAGGAUUGAAUGGUCAACGACUCAACGAUUGAGUGGUCAACUGGACAGGAAGAUUACAACAGAUUGAGACCUCUGAGUUAUCGCGGUGCAGAUGUUUUUAUACUCGCGUUUUCACUAAUUAGCAAGGCCAGCUAUGAAAAUAUCUCUAAAAAGUGGAUUCCUGAAUUGAGGCAUUAUGCACCCGGGGUGGUUCCAAUAAUCCUUGUUGGAACAAAGCUAGAUCUUCAUGAUGAUAAGCAGUUUUUAACGGACCAUCCCGGUGCAGUUCCAAUUACAACGGUUCAGGGAGAGGAGUUGAGGAAGUUAAUCGGUGCUCCUGCUUACAUUGAGUGUAGCUCAAAAACACAGCAGAAUGUGAAGGCUGUUUUUGAUGCAACCAUUAAUCUGGUUCUGCAGCCACCAAAGCAAAAGAAGAAAAAGAAGCGAAAGGGUCAAAAGGGGUGCUCCAUAUUGUGAUUUUGGCCUCAAAACAGUGAAAAAUCUAGCAUGAGGUGCUAAUUACCUUUCUAAAGUAUUUGAUAAAUUGCUCACUUUUGCUUUUUUCUGUCUCAUGAAAACAAGUUGUGUUGUGCUGAAUAUGAAAUAGACUGGAGGUGUUUGUAAGCUCAUAUGUAUAUUGUUGAGGGUAUUUUUGGUAUUUGUAGUUUGCUCUGUUUGGGUUGAAAUUAAUUUGGUGUGGUUUUUGUAACC